GAGAGGUGAGUGCUGCUGCAGAACAACAUUUAGCCUGGCUGAGGAGUUAAACGGCGCACAGCGGCACAUCUGCUUCAUCCAGGCAUUAAUCCUGUUGUGAUAGCCAUGUUCUCAAAAUGGUCUGAGCCUAUGGCCUUUGGGAAAAUGUCCUUUGUGGUUUUCAUCCUGACCUCUGCCCUAUCAGUGACUUCCCUCCCCGCUGACAUAGAAAAAGGAAGGAGAAAAGUGGUGCAUGUUCUUGAGGACGACACCGGAGCGGUCAUUGUGCAGACAGCUCCUGGUAAAGUGAUGACACAUCGUGGUGGCUCCAUCACUCUGCCCUGCAGAUUCCAUCACGAGCCAGAAGACACGGACCCUGCCCGCAUCCGGAUUAAAUGGACCAAAGUGACAGAUGCACUGCAGUUUGAGGAUGUCUUUGUGGCGCUCGGAAGGCAGCAGCGUGUAUUUGGAGGGUACAGAGGUCGUGUGUUUUUGGAGCAGGCGGGCCCUGGUGACGCCUCAGUGAUCAUCCAAAAUGUCACACUGGAGGACUAUGGACGCUAUGAGUGUGAAGUCACCGAUGACAUGGAAGAUGAUACUGGAUUUGUCAACCUUGACCUAGAAGGUGUGGUGUUUCCCUACUACCCCCGUGAGGGGCGCUAUAAGCUCAACUACCACCAGGCUGAGGAUGCCUGCAAACAGCAGGACGCCAUCCUGGCCUCCCACUCUCAACUGCAUAAGGCCUGGCUGGAAGGACUAGACUGGUGUAAUGCUGGAUGGCUGGAGGACGGCUCAGUCCAGUACCCUAUCUCUCAUCCCAGAGACCAGUGUGGCCGCAAGGACACCCCUGCUGGUGUUCGUAACUAUGGCUACAGGCAUAAGGAAGAUGAGCGUUAUGACGCUUUCUGUUUCACUUCCAAGCUCAAUGGCAAAGUGUACUUCCUCAAACGUUUUAAGAAGGUGAACUAUGGGGAGGCAAUGAAGGCUUGCAUUCGAGAUGAUUCUGUGGUGGCCAAAGUGGGUCAGCUCUAUGCAGCAUGGAAGUUCCAGCUUCUGGACCGCUGUGAAGCCGGUUGGCUGGAGGACGGCAGCAUCCGUUACCCCAUAGUCAACCCACGUUCUCGCUGUGGAGGAUCCCAGCCAGGCGUCCGACACUUGGGCUUUCCUGAUAAAAAAUUCCGCCUCUAUGGGGUCUACUGUUUCCGCAAGACCAAGGAUGAAAGAGCAGGUGCUGAAACGACAAAAAGCCCUAAAGAUAGUUUGACAAGGAGGAAGAGCAGCAACAGCAUCCCCAUGAAUGCUACAAGGGUGAUUUAAAGCAGAAAGACUGAGAGCAAGAGGGGGAUGCAAUUUUAGAUUUGACUGCAACAACUGUCGCCUAGCAGCCAGACUCCAUUCAUCGCUUUUAAAGUAAAACACUCACAGACGAGAUGUACUCAUUUGCAGAUUUGCCAGAGAGAAGUGAGGCUGUGUAAAAUUAAGGGUGACAUCUUUAUUAGGGUGAUUUUCCUUUCGUCUAAAGUCAGUCAAUCAUCUUAAGGAGUGAGUAUGUAAGCACAUCUGUCGCUGGAAAACUGUGAGAUUAAACAGCAGCUUGAUCAUCACUCAGGCACACAUCAGAUCAGAGAGUCUGCCAUGAACAUCCUUGUUUGCGUGUAUGUGGAGCACAUUUUUGGCCCCCACUGUGGCUCCUGAGCACUAAGCCCCAGUCUGAGCCAGAAUGCCAGUGCCAGGGUGAAAGCAUUCAUUACUGGGUGAGACAGCAUGAUCUGCCUCACUGUAUGGAAAAAAUCCAAGAUGCCCUGUAAGUUUUGAUUGUACAAAGUGUAAUUGCCUGUAACCGGGUGCCAUGCUUGGUUAGCAACCCUCUGGCACAAUGUGAGUCAUUUUUCUCAUUAACUAAGACCUGGCAAUCUCAUUAUCAGAGCUGAACAGGCCAAGUAGUAAAUAUUUUACUUGCUCUACAAAUAUUUGCACUUUAGAGCUUUAUUUUAUGAUAGCAUCUUAGCUUAGACUUUAGUGAGCAUGAAUAGUUUGGCUGAGAGUAGCCACUGAGGCUGAAUUAGCAGAAAUACACAGCUACAAUAAUUGCUAUUUACCUCACAUAGUGCACUUCUAAGCUAUCUGGGCCACCAAUUGCACUAUAAAUGUUACAUGCACAUAGCUUUAUUACAGAGUAUGUUUGCCACUACAAAAUGGAUAACUGUUCUGAGAAAAAU
Messenger RNA from Seriola dumerili (greater amberjack), 2198 nucleotides. RefSeq names its product hyaluronan and proteoglycan link protein 4 (gene hapln4). The record is from RefSeq and is a predicted model, not a curated record. Gene Ontology annotation, biological process: cell adhesion. The transcript has 7 exons. The coding region runs from base 106 to 1296 and encodes 396 amino acids. NCBI's taxonomy places the organism in Eukaryota, Metazoa, Chordata, Actinopteri, Carangiformes, Carangidae. Gene Ontology annotation, molecular function: hyaluronic acid binding.